Molecule: messenger RNA, 561 nt
Organism: Ascochyta rabiei
Lineage: Eukaryota; Fungi; Ascomycota; Dothideomycetes; Pleosporales; Didymellaceae
Product: 60S ribosomal protein L6
Exons: 2
Coding region: 1-561 (186 amino acids)
Biological process (GO): cytoplasmic translation; ribosomal large subunit assembly
Cellular component (GO): cytosolic large ribosomal subunit; ribosome
Molecular function (GO): RNA binding; structural constituent of ribosome
Source: RefSeq, a predicted model, not a curated record
AUGUCUACUGCUGCCGGCGAACAGAAGGCCUCGCGCUACUACCCUGCGGAGGAGGAGGCGCAGAUGAAGAAGGCGCGCAAGACUGCCCACCCCACCAAAUACCGCGAGUCGCUCAAGCCUGGUACCAUCCUGAUCCUCCUUUCCGGUCGCUUCUCCGGAAAGCGCGUUGUUCUUCUGCGCCAGCUCGACCAGGGCGUUCUCCUGAUCACUGGGCCCUUCAAGUCCAACGGCGUUCCCCUGCGCCGCGUCAAUCACCGCUACGUAAUCGCGACUGGCGCAUCCGUAGACGUCUCGAACCUCGACACCGAAGUCCUGGACCGUGUGAGCAAGGACGAGUACUGGGCGCGUGAGAAGAAGGAGGGCAAGGGAGAGGAUGCUUUCUUCGAGCAGGGCGAAACCACACCUCAGAAGAAGGACACCGACCCCCAGCGCAUUGAGGACCAGAAGAAGGUUGAUAAGGCGCUGAUUGCGACAAUCAAGCAGCAGCCGGAUCUGGAGGCGUACUUGGGCGCCAGCUUCAGCUUAAGGAGCGGCCAGCACCCCCACGAGAUGGUCUUCUAA